UCUAUCUGUAACCAUUAGCAAUCAUCGACGCCGUUAUGGCCGAUGCUUUACUUUUACGUGCUUUGAAAGGGCAACCAAAAAGCUUGAAUUUAUCGUCCAAAAAUCUAUUAAAAGUCCCGAAGCUUAUUGGAAAACUACAGGGUUUGAAUAAUCUACAGUUAAAGAAUAAUAAAAUCCAUGAUCUUCCUGUUGAAUUUUCAGCUCUAACCAAGCUUGUUGCAUUGAAUAUUGGCAAUAAUAAUCUAGAGGAAAUACCUGAGUUGUUGGGCCAGCUACAUAGUCUUGAGACCCUUCAUUUAUUUGGCAAUAAAAUUCAAAAACUGCCAAACAAAGUUCUAGGUGGCCUAAGAAAUUUGACCUUUUUGAAUCUGAAUAACAAUGAUUUGAGGACAGUGACACCGACAAUAAACAAGUUGGUGAACCUACAGUACCUGAGUCUGGAUGGCAACAACUUGACCAGUCUUCCUUCGGAACUGUGCGCCAUCAGCUCUUUGACUGAGCUUCAUGCCGCCAACAACCAAUUGACAGCUCUUCCGCUUGAGAUCGGCUUCUUGGUGAACCUAACAAAACUUUAUUUACAAAAAAAUAAAAUCAGGGAGCUUCCUGAAGGAAUUGGCAAGCUUUAUAAUCUGCAAGUCAUUGAUGUAGCUGCUAAUGAUUUGAGGAUAUUUCCAACUGAGUUGCACAAAUUGCCAUUACAGGAGCUAUACUGUGAAGAGAACCCUCUUAUUGAUAGGCUGCCUAUCCAAUCUGUACAAGAAGAAGAAGUUUUAACAUUAAAGGAAAUUUGCGCCAGAUUUAUUAUGGCAGAAUUGAAAACAAGCUUAAAGCAUGGUUCCAGGUGUUACAGUAGUGUUAGUCAGAGCAUUAGAAGUGCACUGAAUACCCCAAAUUGGAAUACUCUUGGAGAUAGCCCAGUAGAUGACAGGUGGUCGUAUCUGAGGAUUGCUAUUCGACAUUAUCCUAGCGUGAAGGAAAUGUUGGGCCAAGCAAGCAAGUGUGCUUUCUGUAACCGCUCAUUUCUCAACACCUGGCUUGAAUGUGUCACAUUUGUGGAUGCUAAAAAGGAUCUGAAGACAAUAAAUUCUCCUGGAAGAAUCCCAAUAAGGGCUUUACUAUGCUCCUACAAAUGCUUCAAUUCACCUGGACAUCGUUACUAUGGAGUUGCAUUCCCAUGACAACAAAGCUACCUGUUGCAGUGUCUUUAAAAUUUGAUCCAAAAAGAAUAUUCUUCCAUCAUUUGGGAAAUAGAUAUACUGAACUGUUUUUUUGAACAUGUAUUUUAAUUAAUUUUUCAGUAUUGUUUACUUGAAUUUGAUGAAUUAGAAUUUUAAUACUGUAUAAAUAUUUAA
Molecule: messenger RNA, 1352 nt
Organism: Anneissia japonica
Lineage: Eukaryota; Metazoa; Echinodermata; Crinoidea; Comatulida; Comatulidae
Product: leucine-rich repeat-containing protein 69-like
Exons: 9
Coding region: 36-1178 (380 amino acids)
Molecular function (GO): protein binding
Source: RefSeq, a predicted model, not a curated record